Messenger RNA from Coprinopsis cinerea okayama7#130, 1521 nucleotides. RefSeq names its product adenylosuccinate synthase. The transcript is spliced from 6 exons. Gene Ontology annotation, biological process: 'de novo' AMP biosynthetic process; IMP metabolic process. NCBI's taxonomy places the organism in Eukaryota, Fungi, Basidiomycota, Agaricomycetes, Agaricales, Psathyrellaceae. Gene Ontology annotation, molecular function: GTP binding; adenylosuccinate synthase activity. Bases 96 to 1382 code for a protein of 428 amino acids. The record is from RefSeq and is a predicted model, not a curated record. Gene Ontology annotation, cellular component: cytoplasm.
CUUUGCUCUAUUUUUGUUUCUCAUAUACCACCCACAGAGGUUACCCUCUUAUAACCCUAUCGGAUUCCUGUUUCUCAGGUGGAGGAUAGUCCAAUAUGAGCGUGAGCGUCGUGUUGGGCUCGCAAUGGGGCGAUGAAGGCAAAGGAAAGUUGGUCGACAUCCUCGCUGGGGACAUUGAUGUCUGUGCUCGCUGUGCGGGUGGUAACAAUGCUGGUCAUACCAUCGUUGUCCCCAUCGACGGUGUCGAGAAGAGCUUUGCUUUCCAUCUCUUGCCCAGUGGUCUUGUGAACCCCAAGUGCACGGGAUUGUUGGGGAAUGGCGUCGUCAUUCACCUCCCGUCGUUUUUCGCUGAGCUCGAUGCGUUGGAAUCGCAGGGUCUUGACUGCACCAACCGACUCUUCAUCUCUGAUCGCGCACAGCUCGUGUUUGAUUUCCACCAGAUCGUGGAUGGAUUGAAAGAGGUUGAGCUUGGAGGAUCCAGCAUCGGAACAACCAAGAAGGGCAUCGGCCCAGCCUACUCCGGCAAGGCCUCUCGCUCCGGCCUCCGCGUGCACCACCUCUUCGAGCCCGAGACCUUCGCCGCCAAGUUCCGCAAGGUCGUCGAGGGGCGGUUCAAGCGCUACGGGCACUUUGAGUACGACACCGAAGGCGAGAUCGAGCGGUACAGGAAGCUGGCGGAGAGGCUGCGCCCGUAUGUCGUUGAUAGCGUUGCGUUCAUUCAUAAAGCCCUGGCGUCGGGGAAGAGGGUCCUGGUCGAGGGCGCGAAUGCGUUGAUGCUUGAUAUUGAUUUUGGGACGUACCCCUUUGUUACUUCGUCCUCGACUUCGAUUGGGGGUGUCUGUACUGGCUUGGGCAUCCCGCCCAAGAUGGUCGGCAAGACGAUUGGUGUGGUGAAAGCCUACACUACUCGUGUUGGUGCGGGCCCGUUCCCGACUGAGCAGCUCAACGAUGUCGGUGUGCACUUGCAGGAGGUUGGGCACGAGUAUGGAACUACGACUGGGAGGCGGAGACGGUGUGGGUGGUUGGAUUUGGCGGUGAUGAAGCACUCGUGUUUGAUUAAUGGGUAUGAUGCGUUCAACCUUACCAAGUUGGAUGUUUUGGAUGGGUUGGAUGAGAUCAAGGUUGGUGUGAGUUACUCGCUUGAUGGGAAGGAGUUGUCGAGUUUCCCCGCCGACCUUGAACUCCUCAGCCGCGUCGAAGUCAACUACGUGACCCUCCCCGGGUGGAAGACCCCCAUCACCGAAAUCCGCAACUACGACGACCUCCCAGCCAACUGCAAGAAAUAUAUCAACUUUAUAGAAGAGCAAUUGAAGGUCCCCAUAGAGUGGAUUGGCGUUGGACCCGGCCGCGAUGCUAUGAUCACCAAGAGGAAGGACCAAUAGAUACUUGACGGUAAUUUAUGAGUAUCGUGUUUUCUAUUCUAUAUGUAAUUGGAAUUGUGGAUUGCUGUUUUGGAAAUUUAAAGAAAGAAUUGUGUUGUUGUUAUAUAAAUAGGCUGAAUGUAUUUUUUGGUGUUUGUUU